AUGUGUGGACUUCGUGCAGGUGAUAGGAAAAGUAUAGAAAAUGCCUAGGAAUCUGGAUUCUUCCUCAGAAUUUUUAGUUGGAGAAAUUCAACAGUUGGUAGACACCCAGGGAAGGUCUCCCUAAAAUUAAGUGGGCACCACUUCUGGGGAGGAAGUUUGAUCCGAGAUGAUCUGGUGGUUGCAGCAGCACACUGCCUGCUUAGUCUCAGUGCAAUGCAAAUUAAGAAUCUGACUGUGACUGCUGGAGAGCACAACCUCUUGAAGGACAAGCAGGAACAGAUUAUUCCUGUUUCAAAAAUUAUUAGUCAUCCUGAGUAUAAUAGAUAUGGAAACAUGAAUUCUGACACUGCACGACUGUAUCUAAAACACAAAGUUAAGUUUGGAACUGCUGUUCAGCCAAUCCAUCUUCCAAGAGAAGGUAAAGAUGAAGCAGGGGUCCUAUGUAUGGCCAGUGGGUGGGGCAAAAUUCCAGACGAAAACUUUCAUUCAAACAUAUGUCUGGAGGAAAUACAGCUUCCUAUCUUAUUGGAGGACAAGCCAUGUAAUACUGUGCAUAAGACGACGAACCUGCCUCCCCUAGACGGGACCUUGCUGUGUGCCGAUUUUCCUGAGGAAGAAAAGGAUGCUGGCCAGGUGGGACAAAAUGUGAACAUCUACCCGAUGAUUUUGGAAGCUUGUAGCCCUCAUGGGACAGUAAUGAUUGGAGAAAGUGGAGUGAUUAUUUAUCCACAUUCGAAAAAAGGCAACUACUCUCCUAAUUGCUUGUGUACCAGGAAAAUAAUGGUUCCAGAAGACAAAAUUAUCCUAAUAAAAUUUACAAGUUUAGACAUAGAAAAUAAACUUAGAUGUGAUCAUGACUAUGUAUCUUUGCAAUCAAGUAAAGGAAUGUUUAUUAGUAAGGUCCGUGGAGAUACCUUGCCCUCCCCUUUGCUGACAGACACAAAUGAGGCCACCUUAACAUUUGUUUUAGAUACAGAAAAUGGUGGCAGAGGCUGUGAGCUCACCUGUACUGCUGUGCAGAGGAACACAGAAGAAGAUUCAGGCUAGGGGAGUGUGGCUCUACUGGUAGAGGAAGGCACAAUUCACUCUGCCAGAUAUCCCGACUUGUGUCCCAGCAAUGUACCAUGUUUGAGAUUUCUAGGAGAUUAUCAGUGUGGAGGCAUUAUCAUCAACCCAAUCUGGAUUCCGACUGCAGCCCACUGUGUACAAUUGACAAACAAUCCACUCUACUGGAAUGUUGCUGGGGAUCGUGAUAGGGCCCUGAAAGAACUGACAGAGCACUUGGUAAGGCCAAUGUGCCUCCCAUGGAGCACAGAGCCUCUGCUUUCUUCCAAGAUCUGUACACUGACCGGGUGGGGAAGCACUAGUGAAGUGCCCCAGCAAGGUUGCUUACAGCAGACUCAAGUGCCUGUGUUAGAAAGGGGUCUAUGAAAGAACUUACUAUCCUGCUCACCCUGGGGGAUCACAGAGAAGAUGAUCUGUGCUGGUUUCACAGCAUCUGGAGGGAAAGAUUUCUGCCAGAGAUCCUCUGCUGGCCCUUUAGUAUGGAGCCAUGAGCAAGGCCCCUUUGUCCUCUAAGGCAGCAUUAGCUGAGGUGCUGGCUGUACCAGCCAAGACAGCAGCUGUAUUUCCCAGAGUGAGAAUGUUCCUGGACUGGAUCCAAUCCAACAUGAAAGGGAAAAUUUUCAGGAACACAGUUAUGGUUGCUUCAUAAAGAAGGAAAAAUUAAAACAUAUUGAGGUGGAGCGAAAGGAGCCGAGAGGCUUUUUUUCAACCCCAAUGUAGCCACUGGAUUAUACAGGAAAACUGGAAUGUUCUUGGGGGCUCAGAGUGUCACCAAGCGGCAUGGCCAAAUUUAGUUAUCUGUUUCUCCCUGAGUCCUAUAUGUGCCGAGAUGCAGUUCUAACUAUUUAUGAAGAAAUCUGUACAAAGGGCGGUAAAACAACCAGAUUUGCCGAGAGCUCAAUGGAAGAGCAUUUGGUCCCUGGUGAGGAUACUGUAUUGACCAAACCAGCAGGAAUCAUACCGAUUCCUAGCUCUUCUCAUGGAACCACUACAAGGCGCUAUGUGUUCUCGCGAUAUUUCCGGAGGCUCCGGAGUCCGGGCGACCCGGGCUUCUGUGAAACAUGGCGGUCGGCUGGGGCCGUAACACAAGGUAAACUACUCACCCCGCUGUGGGCGCUGCUCGUAGGUCCCGGGGAUGCUGAGGGCGUGGAUACAGGGACGGGACUGAGCACCUGA
Echinops telfairi (small Madagascar hedgehog) is the source of this 2241-nucleotide messenger RNA. It is a transcript of the gene OVCH1, whose product is annotated as ovochymase 1. Gene Ontology annotation, biological process: proteolysis. The record is from RefSeq and is a predicted model, not a curated record. Lineage: Eukaryota; Metazoa; Chordata; Mammalia; Afrosoricida; Tenrecidae. Gene Ontology annotation, molecular function: serine-type endopeptidase activity.